Molecule: messenger RNA, 648 nt
Organism: Bacidia gigantensis
Lineage: Eukaryota; Fungi; Ascomycota; Lecanoromycetes; Lecanorales; Ramalinaceae
Exons: 2
Coding region: 1-648 (215 amino acids)
Source: RefSeq, a predicted model, not a curated record
AUGAAGGUCCAAACUUGCAUCGGAGGAUUCCUCCUCUUCGGAAGCUUGAGCGCUGCUCUUCCGAAGAAAGCCGAGUCUGUCGAUGGCGAUGAUCAAGUCGUCUACACCUGGUCCCUCCCCGAAGACAGAAAAGCCGUCACGAAACGUGCCGAAACCGAUGGUGACGACAAGGUCGUCUACACCUGGUCCCUACCCGACGACAAGACCAAGCGUGCUGCCGAGACUACCGAUGGCGAUGACAAGGUGGUGUACACAUGGUCACUGCCCGACGACAAGACGAAGCGUUCCGAGACCACCGACGGAGACGACAAAGUUGUCUACACUUGGUCCCUUCCUGAUGACAAGACCAAACGCUCCGAGAAAACUGACGGUGACGAUCAAGUCGUCUACACAUGGUCUCUCCCAGACGACAAGACUAAGCGAGCGGAGUCGAAGGAUGGUGAUGACCAGGUCGUCUACACUUGGUCCUUGCCCGAUGAUAAGGCCGGCAAGACGAAGCGCGCCGAGACUACUGACGGAGACGAUCAGGUAGUCUACACGUGGUCACUGCCAGAAGAUAAGGAUAAAGCUGUCAAGCGUGGUGAGACAACAGAUGGUGACGAUCAAGUGGUAUAUACCUGGUCGCUUCCGGAGGACAAGUCGACUUGA